UCUUGUACGAAGCUGACAAACACUUUUUACAAUUUUUGUAAUCAUUGCCCACUGGUCGUUGAAAUUUUCAUAUUUGUUUGUAAUAUCUCAUUUAGAGUAAAAUGUCUGCACGUUACGAUCGCGCCGUUACAAUUUUCUCACCAGAUGGACAUCUGUUGCAAGUGGAAUAUGCACAGGAAGCGGUGCGCCGAGGAUCUUCGGCGGUGGGAGUACGUGGGAAAGAUGUAGUUGUGCUGGGUGUAGAAAAGAAAUCUAUGCCUACUAUGCAAUUAGAUCGGACAGUACAGAAAAUUUGUACAUUGGAUGAUCAUGUCAUCAUAGCCUUUGCCGGUUUAACUGCUGAUGCGCGCAUUCUUAUUAACCGAGCCAGAGUUGAAUGCCAAAGCCACAAAUUAAAUGUCGAAGAUCCUGUAACAUUGGAAUAUAUUACUCGGUAUAUCGCUCAGUUAAAGCAAAAGUACACACAGAGCAAUGGCCGGCGACCAUUUGGGAUAUCUUGUUUGAUAGCUGGAUUUGAUAACAAUGGUGAUCCACAUCUUUACCAAACUGAACCCUCUGGUAAUUAUUACGAAUGGAAAGCAAAUGCAGUUGGGCGAGCAGCCAAAACAGUGCGCGAGUAUUUGGAAAAACAUUACAAAGAGGAGUGUGUAGCGGAAGAGAAUGCCGCAGUUAGACUCACAAUAAAAGCACUUCGAGAAGUGGCACAGUCCAGUGGGAAUUUGGAAAUCGUUGUGAUGAAGAAAGCGGAGAAACCCGGGGAUAGCCCAAAACUAGUAACUCUGUCCGCAGAUGAAGUUAUGAAACAUAUUGAAGCUAUAAAAGAGGAAAAGGAAGAGAAUGAGAAAAAAAGCCAGAAAAAGUAAAUACUGGAGAAGAUAGUCUUAAGAUUUCCACACAUCUUAAUAUUUUCCAAUGUAAAUCUUCUAUAAUUGGAAAUAAAACAUGUUUUAAUAAAGAUCUAUACAAUCCGA
Molecule: messenger RNA, 971 nt
Organism: Anastrepha obliqua
Lineage: Eukaryota; Metazoa; Arthropoda; Insecta; Diptera; Tephritidae
Gene: Prosalpha4
Product: proteasome subunit alpha type-7-1
Exons: 3
Coding region: 102-863 (253 amino acids)
Biological process (GO): ubiquitin-dependent protein catabolic process
Cellular component (GO): nucleus; proteasome core complex, alpha-subunit complex; proteasome core complex
Source: RefSeq, a predicted model, not a curated record